AUGUUUAGAAGAACUCUUCGCCUGGUCUCGACUUCAACGAGGAGACUCGCAGAAUAUAAGAGGAAGGAAAACCCCUCGUAUAAUGAGUUGGCAGCCCGGAUCGACCCCAUCGUCAGAACCGGAGAGUCGAUCGAUGUCAAGAGGGCUCGCUUGACUUACCAGUCCAGAAAGAGAGGAAUCUUGGAGAGUGACUUGUUGUUGUCGAGGUUUGCCAAGAAGCAUUUGCACAAGUUCAACUACGAGGAGCUUGACGAGUAUGACAAGUUGUUGGAUGAGCCUGAUUGGGACAUUUACUAUUGGGCCACCAAGAACUAUGACGUGACCCCUUUGCCAGACAAGUGGAAGGAUCUGAAGAUCCUUUCUUUGUUGCAAGCCGACGCCGAGAACCCCGAGAAGGAGAUCAUGAGGAUGCCUGACUUGCACUAA
Candidozyma duobushaemuli is the source of this 426-nucleotide messenger RNA. Its product is annotated as succinate dehydrogenase assembly factor. The record is from RefSeq and is a predicted model, not a curated record. The transcript has a single exon. Gene Ontology annotation, cellular component: mitochondrion. The coding region runs from base 1 to 426 and encodes 141 amino acids. Lineage: Eukaryota; Fungi; Ascomycota; Pichiomycetes; Serinales; Metschnikowiaceae. Gene Ontology annotation, biological process: tricarboxylic acid cycle; mitochondrial electron transport, succinate to ubiquinone; mitochondrial respiratory chain complex II assembly.